AUGUUUUUCUUAGAACCUAAAAAAUUAAGCAGCUCUUGGACUGAAAGCUCAUCUACAAGCAUAACGAGCCAUACAAGAACACCAAAACAAAUGGAUUCUGAACCGACCUUCAAGCAGGAAACGCCUCAAGCAGUUGAAACGAGCAGAAUUGACGUCACAGAGACCAUUGGAGGCUCCCAAACCCGUAAAUACCUUAACGAACACAUAACACCGGCGCUACUGCGUGGAAUGCGACUUGUAGCAAGGACGAAACCGGACGAUCCGCUUCGGUUUUUGGGAGAAUUUCUAGUGCGAGAGAGCGACCAGAAAAGCUCUGACAGCGUUGGUGGUGGUGAGGUCUCGGAGAAAGCCAAUGGUAGCCCCGAAUCAGCAAACUGA
Molecule: messenger RNA, 378 nt
Organism: Lachancea mirantina
Lineage: Eukaryota; Fungi; Ascomycota; Saccharomycetes; Saccharomycetales; Saccharomycetaceae
Source: the annotation of a GenBank genome assembly